Cherax quadricarinatus is the source of this 15434-nucleotide messenger RNA. Lineage: Eukaryota; Metazoa; Arthropoda; Malacostraca; Decapoda; Parastacidae. The record is from RefSeq and is a predicted model, not a curated record.
CCCCUGGCAGUAAGGGGUAAGGGGAGGUAACACAAGGGGAGCUAGGGGGUAAUAUAAGGGGGUAAGGGGAGGUAGGUAUCAACAACACAGUGACGCCUGGCUGGGACGCUCUCAAACAAGCGGCUGGCACCAUGGCGUGGAGGUUUAAAGUAAGCAAGUACAAGAACGCCGCGCCGCUCCUACCGAAGAAAGAAGAUUGGGUGAGCGACAUCAAGGUCGGUGCACCCCAGUCCUGCGGCAACCACAUCAAGGCUUCUGCCGCCUUCAUUGCCUUCAAUGUGGAAAAUAGAGGUGGUGGAAGUCUGGGCAUUGUUCCGCUGGACUACAAAGGCCGAGUGGACCCCUCAACUCCCCUCAUUCACGGCCAUUCAGACUUGAUUACAGACUUUGACUUCUCACCCUUCGACGACGGCAUCCUUGCAACGUGCUCCACUGAUGCCAAUGUAAGAGUGUGGCAUAUUCCAGAGGCUGGCCUGACCGAGAGUCUGGCCAAUGCUGAGUAUUCACUGCCUCAGUUUGACAAACGAGUCGAGAAUGUGCUAUUCCACCCGACCACGGAAUUUCUGCUCACGGUGGCGUAUUUUGAUACCAUCAAACUGUGGGACAUCAAGCAUGAGAAAGAAAUUUUUAGCUUCAGCGGACACGAGGAUCAGGUGCAGAACACCAGCUGGAACGGUAACGGCUCCCUCUUUGUUACCACUUCCAGGGACCGCACCAUCCGUAUUAUUGACCCUAGGGCUGAUAAAGUUGCCUACGAGGCCGAGAGCCACAAGAGUCCCAAAGACUCAAGGGUGGAGUGGCUCGGUCACAGCGAACGCAUCUUGUCCACUGGCUGGGACGGUUCACGUGUCAGAGAGGUUAGACUGCGAGAUCUGCGCAACUUCUCCAAGCCUUACAAAAUUCAGGGCUUUGACUCCUCAACUGGCAUUUUGAUGCCGCUAUUUGACGUAGACACCAAUAUGCUGUUCCUGGCCGGCAAGGCCGACGUCAGCAUCAUGUAUUGGGAAGUCACCGAGAAGGAGCCUUUCCUUACCGAGGGCCUCAAGCAUAAUGGUUCAGUGCAGACCAAAGGGGCGUGUCUGGUGCCGAAACGUGGCCUCGACGUCAUGAACGGUGAGGUGAACCGGGUGCUGCAACUCACCUCCAAUGCCAUUAUCCCCAUCACCUAUCAGGUGCCUCGCAAGACAUACAGAGAGUUCCACUCUGACAUCUUCCCGGAGACUCACGGCUACGAGCCCUCGACGACGAUCUCCCAGUGGCUCGGAGGUGCUAAUGUCUCUGUGAAAACUAUCUCUCUCGACCCAGCCAAGCGGCCAACACCCAAGUUCCAGAUUCACCGAGGGCCGUUAAGCAAACGAGAAGAACACAAGCCUCCCGAAGUUGUUGACGUGCCAGUACCAGCUCCGAGGUCGUGGAUCUCCAACGGGACGGAGAACAAGCCCAUUAGUGAAGUGCGGCCGACGCUUUCCAAGCCGAUGGUAGCAGUAAAGCCCAGCUUCAUGCCUGCUAAGCCGAGCCCAAUGCCCAAGCCCGCUGUGCGUUCCAGCUUUCCCCUGCAGGAAAACAAAAACCUCACUAACGAGGACGACCCCUCAGCUGACGCCCCUGUUAAGAACAACCUGGCGCAGCUCCGUAAAAAUUUUGAGACAAACAAAGAGGAAACCGACGGCAGUGUAGGUGGCAAGUGCAUAGAGUCCGAGGAGGAGACGAAACCUCGGGGUAUAAGCAUCUCUCAGCUGCGCAAAACUUACGAGGCUAAAGAAGAGACUCAGGAGAUGGUGGAGGAGACAGAUGAAGAUGGCAGCUCCAAGCUGGCCUCCAUCAGGAAGGCCUUCGAGUCACGCUCCGUCUCCAUGGACGAGAAGAUGGUGGAGCGGAGAUGGGAGGAAGUGAGGCAGGAGAAGACCAUACAGGAAGAGGAGAAAGAGAAUGUUGGGGAGCAACUGACCGUGCGUGACAGCAGUCGCGUCAUUGCUGCCGAGAGAAGAAAAACAUUCGAGCAGCGGAUGGUUAGCGUGGACGACAAGCCCGCUUCUCCGACCCCAAGGAGAGCAACCGUCACACGUUCCUUCCGACGUAUAUGCAAAUUCCGCCAUUUAAAAGGAACGCCGGGACACAAGAGCACGUGCAUUGAGAAUUUGAGAGACCUGAGCCGAACAACACCAGGAGAAUGUGAUGGAAUGGCAGCGAACUCUGAGUUUGUGGUGUUGCCGCUGAGUGGCCCGGGCGGCAAGCUGUCGGUACUGAAGCACAAGAAGGGUGGCCGCCAGCCAGAUGGCGUCAUACCCUCUCUCAUGAACACUGCCAAUGUCAUGGACUUCGCCUUUGACCCUUUUAAUGAACACACACUGGCUGUGGCAUGUGACGACGGCAAGAUUCACCUGUGGCACAUCCCGGAGGGCGGCUUAACCCAGCACAACGAGCCUAAUGAAACUUUUAUGGACAUUGGUUCGGCAGACAAGGUAACAAUACUGAAGUGGCAUCCCCUAUCAGCGGGGAUCCUGGCCGCCGCCUGCGGCGACCUCACCAUAAAGGUGUGGGACCUUCACAGCCAGAGUGUUGCCAUCACUCUACCUAGUCAUCCAGACCAGAUAUUUUCACUGGCGUGGAGCCCGUGUGGACGCUACCUGGCGACCAUGUGCCGUGACAGUCACAUUCGUAUUUACGACCCACGGCACUGUACUGAGCCCAUCCAGACAGGCAAUGGUCCAGUCGGUGUUCGGGGCGCCAGGGUAUUAUGGGCACUAGGUGGCAAAUACCUAGUAACAGUAGGAUUUAGCAAGGUGUCUGAGCGGCAGAUCAGCGUGUACAAAGCGACGGAGCUGAACAAACCCUGCAACACAGUGGUCAUCGAUAUAAGUCCCGCCAUGCUCAUCCCCUUCUACGAUCCUGACUCUUCUACACUCUUCGCCACUGGUAAGGGCGACAGCACCAUCUAUGCCUACGAGAUCGGCACCGACUACCCUCACCUCUUCCCUCUCUCGCAUCACAAAUGCGGCAGUGUGCAUCAGGGCUUGGUUAUGCUGCCGAAGAUAAUGUGUGACGUGCGCCAAGUGGAGUUCUGCAAAGCUCUGAGACUUACGUCGUCCAUUCUAGAACCUCUCUCCUUCACCGUGCCCAGAGUUAAGACGGAGCUCUUCCAAGACGACAUCUUCCCGCCAACGUUCGUCAGCUGGGAGCCGGUGAUGACAGCAGCCGAGUGGCUGGGAGACACUAACCGACCUCCUCGUACACUCUCCCUCCAGCCGUCUGACAUGCUCACCUUGUCUGAAAGUCGAGAGCAGCAGUCGCCGGUGUCACAGCCCAACAGUGGCGGACACAUACGCCAUGAGACGCCUCCCUUCCUCAAGGGCAUGGUGCCCAAUGAAGUGCGACAAACACAACACAAGAACCUCAGUAUCCCCGACGAGGUGCUGGAGACUCAGAGUCGGCUGGAGGAGUCGAUGAGUCAGCAGAUGAACCAAGUCUCCAAAACCUUGGAACAAGACCGGAUGGAAGGGGUCGACUCGACCGAGUGGGAGGACUAGAGUGAGUCUGCUAGUGGAGGAGGCCGGCAACAUAUCGUGAUAAGAGCAACAACCUUGCAACGUUGCACUGCAUCAUGCCCCAACGUAGCAUUAGUGUUUUGUACUGGCAGUGUCUUGCAAGAUAACCAGCAGUAUACUGGCAGUGUGUCACAAGAUCAGCAGUAUACUGCAGUAUGUUACAAGAUCAUCUGUGGUAUACUGGCAGUAUAUAACAAACUCACCUGCAGUAUAAAUGAGAAGCUUUUGAGAGACAAGUCGAAGGACAGUUGAUUGUUCUAUUUUUUAUUUUAGUUCCUAUUUUGUCUGUUUUAAGACUGCCUCCCCUAUUAAUGUUGACCCCAUUUUCUCAUUUUCAGAAUAUAUUGAUUAUAUUUCUCUUUUAUAUUAAUAAUUUGGGAUAUGAAACAAAUUAGGAAUAUCAGCAGCAUCACAAUAGUUGAAUUUCUAUAGUGUUUUCGAAAUGACACGUGAUUUUAAUCCUGUCCAUCCACCCUAUUUCUACAUCCCAAUUUAUUUUAGAUAUGACGAUUUUAGAUGAGGCAAAAGCUGAAGGAUAAAGUUUUUAUGAUUUUACGUAGAAAUGUAUAAUGGGAGGCAGAUGUAUGCAUUGUGUGUGUGUAAAGCUUGAUUCAGUUGGACUAAAACACAGCACAGCAUCAUACACUAGGACUCAUUUCAUUUACGAGAAGCACUGAAGCUGUGCGGGUGAUUUAGAGCAAGGAACCGUGUGGGCUUGAACCUCCGUUUACCAAACUGCAAGACAGAAACACUGCCCAACUGUAUUCACUUACCUGUAAGAAGAGUAUCAACCUUACACCUGUAGUUUCCAAAUGAUGAUAUUAAUGUAUUGAUAAUAAUACACUUCAAUGCCUUGUUUAAUGUUGUGUAAGUAUAAUGUAAGAGUAUCCUUUGUUCCUGUAAGAAAACUAGAUGGUGUUUGACAGAGGGUAAGGAAUGGUUUUCCAGAUAUGCUGCUUAGUGGGCAAGGUAUUGCAAAAUUGAUCUUUUGUUUAUAGGGCCAAGAGUAAACUCUGAAGACAGAUUUAAUCAUUGAUCUUUUUCAAAACUUCCUCUUGGGUUGGCUGAUGAUGUCGAGCUUCCUGCGAGAGUUGUUCGUACUGUGUGCGUUGCAUCACAGACUUUCACGAUAUUGUGAGAGCUGCAGAUACUCCCAGUGCGCUCAGUUUGUGUAAUGGAGUUUGGUGUAUUCUCUCAGCAGUUACCGUGUCUUGAAUAACUGUCAGGACCAGUGGUGUAUGGUGGUUAUUGUCACUGUGUGUGUGCUACCAUGCUGAACCUACUCUGGCAUAUUACUCAUACCUGGAGUAUAUCUGGAGAGGAUUUCGGGGUCAAUGCCCCCGUGGCCCGGUCUGUGACCAGGUCUCAGGGUGGAUCAGGGCCUAAUCAACCAGGCUGUUAUUGAGUGAUCUUAAAAUUUAUAUUGAAUUUACCAUCUUUGGUGAGUGUGUAGUACUCACCUAGCACACCCAGAAUGUACACCCCUGGUCAGAACACUUAAUGUGGACUGUAUGCAUUGAUCCUUCAUCGUAGACAGUGACUACAAAUAUAGAUGCAUACCAUACAAAUAUCACAGAUGUACAAGUACAUACAACUGAAUCAGAGUUCUUAAUGCUCCUCCAGUACUAUUUAUGAGGAAUGUACAUGUGACACAUUCAAUAUUACCUUUCACAACAGUUUUGUAUGGUUGGUCAAUUAUGUGUCUUUCACCGCAAGCAUUCACAUGCUGUCUAUAGUCGUGUUUGUAUUUUCAUGCCAUUGCCGCCGCACUGACCAACACAUUUACUUGGAGGCCAAAGGCGUUAAAUGCCUGUCAUUUUCAUUUUCUGUGUAUUUAUAUGAAGAAAAGCUAGAUUUUGAGAUGGUUGUCGAUAUAGAAGUGUCCGGGCUGGUGUUCGUUGUGUCGGACAAGUCAGGUCUCAAGUCAUCCAAGUACAAAGAACAGUUUUCUUAGGUGUUAACGACCAAUGCAUCAUCUUGCCUCAUUUCUCAGAACCCAAACAACAGUAGUAGUCUUUAUUGGGGCUGUUGAACUCGCAUAUGAAGACUUAAAUUUAUCAGUUUUCAUAAGCACAAUACAGGAGGGACUUGCACAUCCAGCUUCUUCUUUUUUCUGUGUUCCACAAUAUCAUUGUCUUCAAAUUGAGCCAUUGUUUGUGGUCUACCUGCCAGCGACUUUCACCAGCAGUGGGACAGUGUCUCAUUUGAAAGCCAACAAAAACGUGGAGGAACGAAAAGCAGUCCUGUACAUGCGGCUGCCUCCUGUAUUUGGUUUGGAGUCUUUGAAAUUUUGAGGCUGUGGUGUGUAGCUUGAGAUCUUGCAUAUUUUUCUGCAGGUGUUACUGAAAUGGUGCUUUAUUUAAUUUGUUCAGAUGUGAGCAUGACAGGAGAGGUUAUGCGUAAGCAGGUAGCAGGCCAUAGUAGCUAUGAUAUCCAGUAGGCAAUAUAAACACCUGCUGUUUCAAACACACUUUUCUAGCAGUGAUGAAUGUGCCAUUAGUGGUGCUUAACUUUUUAACUCGUUUAAACCACUUUUUUAUAUGUCUUUAAUUUUUAUCUACACAAUUUUCACUGUGAAUUUGAUCGUGUGUGACCUGAUGACUAGUGUAUGAGAGGUCGAGCAACUGAGGCUUUGUGUUUGACGACUUGUGGUGAAUGUCACUUGUGUCAUGGCAAGACAUGUAUUUAUUAUAUUAUGCAAGAAAUGUGUCAAUAGAUACGUUAAGGCUGCACAUAAAAGACAUGGUGAUCCAAAUCGGUGGUAACAUUGCUGUCAUAAUGUGUGAAAAACUUGUCAUUGCUUAGUGAAUCAGCAUUAAGUUUACUUGAAUUAAUAAUUACAUGCAACGAAGCGUAUCAGGAGACCAGACAUUUAGGUGAACGAUGUGUAAUAUAUCGUAGAGCUGCACAACAUACAAGAUUGCAUGUGCUGGCUUAGCCUGGGGUAGAACUGCAGAUGCAGCUGUAGUUAGCAGGAAACAACUGCAGAUGCAGCUGUAGUUAGCAGGAAACAACUGCAGAUGCAGCUGUAGUCGGCAGGGAAGAACUGCAGAUGCAGCUGUAGCCAGCAGGGAAGAACUGCAGAUGCAGCUGUAGUCAGCAGGAAACAACUGCAGAUGCAGCUGUAGCCAGCAGAGAAGAACUGCAGGUGCAGCUGUAGUCAGCAGGGAAGAACUGCAGAUGCAGCUGUAGUCAGCAGGGAAGAACUGCAGAUGCAGCUGUAGUCAGCAGGGAAGAACUGCAGAUGCAGCUGUAGUCAGCAGGGAAGAACUGCAGAUGCAGCUGUAGUCAGCAGGGAAGAACUGCAGAUGCAGCUGUAGUCAGCAGGGAAGAACUGCAGAUGCAGCUGUAGUCAGCAGGGACUGUAGUGUGGUAUUAUUUAGGACAACAGCCGAGUUCAGUUCUUGGCUGCAGCUGUACAGGAAACAGCACAUGUUGCUAAGUCUGUGACAGAUUAACUUUGUAUUGACCUUAUCUUUAAAAAGAACAAAUGUCCAUACUGUGACUGAAACAAUUCACUAUUAACUGGUAUUGGUCCAUCCUGGACUAUUAUCUCAUCACAUCUUGGUAAUAGUCGGUCAGUGCCUGGAAUCUACCUGGAGGCGUUAUUGGCAGUCAUGGGAAGAGCCCAGCCUAUGUCUGCUUCCUGCUAAGCCUAGUUGAGUUCUGAGAGGUAGGCCACAGGCCUAGCUGGCUGGUUAGAACGGGCUGUCACAUGAUGUCAGCACGCCAAGGGAGCCUUACUAUAAAUGGUACUAGGAAAUCUAUAAUUACACUGUUAACACGGGGAUCAACACUCUCGUGACCCGGUCUGUGUCCAGGCCUCCUGGUGGAUCAGAGCCUUAUCAACCAGGCUGUUACUGCUGGCUGCACGUAGUCCAGUGUAUGAAUGUACUGACCAGCACGGUUGAAAUUUUCCUUUCCAUAUUGCGUGUUAAUAGUAAACUUUUUUUAAGCUGGUUUUUGUAUUUUAAAAAUUUUAAUUUUUAUAUUGGCUUCAGUGUUUCACUAUCAAGAUAAAUCAUUUGUACCAUUUGUGUGUCGGACUAAGAUACAGAUUAAUCAGAGAUUAAAUUAUAUUUAUUGGUAGCAUUUAUUGAUAUUUUCUAGAAUUGUAUUUCUUAUUCCUACGGAGUGCAAUAGCUUUGUCAGGUUUUGUUGUACAGUAGAACCCCCGUAUCUGCAGAUUCAGUUUCUGCGGUUUACCGUGGCUUGAAAGUAACCCUUAAUUUAAUGGCCCCAGAGAGUAAAACUAGUGAUGGCAGCUCUUCAAAGCCUAAGAGAAGCUGUGAAGUUCUUCCCAUCAGUGAAUAAGUGAUAAUUCUCAACUCAUUUUGCGUAUUUAUCAAUUAAAGUUUAUCGUAGGUACGUAUAUAAACCAAAAAAUUAAUUAUAGGGUUGGCGACUAUCCGAGGCUUCAGACACUCAUGGUAGGUCUUGGAAUGUAUCCCCGUGGAUACAGGGGAAACUACUGUAUAUUAUCUCUCAGAAGUUGCCUUUAAUAUCUCUUAUUAUUACUCAUAUACAUGGCAUUUGUGUUCAUGUGAAGGCAUAUCUAUUGUCAAUUUCUGUUUUUUUCCUCCAUGAGGUCCCAGCCUAAGGCCAGGAUUCUCUGAACAGAAGUGAAGUGUAGAAUGGAGACAGUAUUAUAGAAGGCGGGUCCUGUACUAGGCAGGUACCUCUGAGAUCAAACCUCACUCAUUACUGCAGGGAUUCCUUGUUGAUUGUUGUGUCAACCAGGCUGUUGCUGCUAGUGGUCAGUUUUACAUAAUUAGGUACAGUACUUGAAGCAGUUAGUGGUUCAGUUUUGCUUAGGAAAAUUUCUGUGUUCCAGCAAAAGUACACAAUCAGGAGGUGAGAAGCUGCAGCCAGAUUUAGAACCCUCAGGUAUGUGAUGACAUUACUCAUGAAAUCGUAAAGACACGAUGGCAAACACCAUACGACUCUCUAACUGUGGGUUCAAGCCCCGCUCAUGGUAUGGUUUAUGUGAUGAUAUUGUAUGUACUAUGUACGUAGAGAGGUGUGUAUCUCUUAAUGUAUACCAAGAGGUGUAUAUCUUUACCUCAGGGACCGAGGUAUUCUAGACUGGUGGUGUGCAGGCGACAUGCAUUCUUAAUAAGCCUUGUGUAGUAAAAAGGCUUUACACCUAAUAAACCAGCCACACAGGCGUAUGGUGUGACCAAGACGUGGGUUGUAUGAACCAUUUGCUGUAGGAUAUGCUUCAUCAAGCAGUAGCACAGUAGUGUGUACAAGAGAUAUGUCAUUAGGAAUAUGUGUGGAUGCAUGAUAUGAGGGUUCCAGGCUCUGAGAUAGCCUGUGUCCAGCCAGAUUUGGAGUCAUUAGGGGGACCAUAACGAACAUUGAAGGGUGACGUUAAACUAUUUUAAUAACAAAAAAAGGCACAAUACCGUGACUGGAACGAUACACAAAUAACCCGCACAUAAAAGAGAGAAGCUUACGACUUGUUGACUUUGUCAAUGGUCCAAGUCAGACCGAAACGUCGUCGUAAGCUUCUCUCUUUUAUGUGCGGGUUAUUUGUGAACUAUUUUAAUCACCUGAAGUAGGGAAACAUUGUUUACUAGUGCAGUACACACCAGGGGUCCCCAACUCACAAACGUAGCACAGUACAGGCUUUCGCAUUUGCAGACGAGGCGCUUAGAAACCCAUUGACAUUUCACAACAUGAACUACAGUGCAAACACAAAACAAGACCUGCCAAUUUUAGGACUGGCCAUGGAUUCGUACGCUUGCCUAUGUCCUAAGGUACUUACAAUCAUGUUAGUGUACUGUGUUAUUUCUUGCUGCUCAUCCUUUGUUUUCCAUACAAACAACUUGUUUGUGAGUUGAAACAUCAGGAACACUACACGUUUGUAAGUUGAAACAUCAGGAACACUACACGUUUGUAAGUUGAAACAUCAGGAACACUACACGUUUGUAAGUUGAAACAUCAGGAACACUACACGUUUGUAAGUUGAAACAUCAGGAACACUACACGUUUGUAAGUUGAAACAUCAGGAACACUACACGUUUGUAAGUUGAAACAUCAGGAACACUACACGUUUGUAAGUUGAAACAUCAGGAACACUACACGUUUGUAAGUUGAAACAUCAGGAACACUACACGUUUGUAAGUUGAAACAUCAGGAACACUACACGUUUGUAAGUUGAAACAUCAGGAACACUACACGUUUGUAAGUUGAAACAUCAGGAACACUACACGUUUGUAAGUUGGGAUACUCCUGCAUUAUGAUGUGACUUAAUUCUUUGUGAGAAAGUCAUAGAUCUGAUAAGAGAAAUUUCCAGUGUUAAAUACAGAAGUCAUGGAAGCAGUAACAAAGAAAAACUGCCAUUUUCAUAAAAUAUAUUUAUACACUUGAAAUCAGAGAGGCUUAUGUAAAUUAAAAUUGUGGGAUUUGUUAUGACAGUUUUGAUUUUGUAAUUGUUUUUGUAGUGCUGCUUCCAUUGAUAUUUUUUAAGGUGGGGAGGGACAAAUUAUUUCAUGACAGGGGAUAACCGGUAAAGUUUGGCAAUGCAUUGCAUUCUGUUUUGCCAUCGUAGGAGCUGACAUUGCGAGGUGAUGCAUCACCGUGUUGCAUAGUGUGCAAUAAAGCAUUGAUUGGCAGCGGCACUGAAAUUCCACAUACUUUUUACUUGCCAUACAUUUUUCUUUACAAGGUUUUACAUGCAGCCAGAUUAUGACACAAUUGAAGCUGGAACAUUUGAUCAAUUUUGUGCGUGUUAAAUCUGCACGACUUAUUUUGUGCCCGACUCAAAGAUGUAAUUUUGGAUUUUUUGCUCCUGGAUAAAAUGAAGGAUUUUUUUCUGAGCAUACUGGCUGUUUCCCACCAUCAUUCACACAUAUCACUGCCCCGUACAGUUUACUAAAAACAAAAAGAAUGAAAAUAUGAGUGUGGGUUAAAUCUGAAGUUUGGGAGACAUUAAUGUGUAAGAUUAUACCCAAAGAAGAUACCAGUUGCGCAUCGUUCGUGCUGAUGCGUGACAUUUCUGCUAGGUCAUGGUGAAAUAUUUGCUAUACAUUCAAAUACCUGUACAUGUAUGUGCCAAGCUUGUUGACAUAGUUUGAUCAUUUUUCAAUGGGACAUUUAAGCUAGUCAUGUUUGCUUUUUAUUAUUUGAACUGUCGACGAGCUCUCCAUUAUGUUUUUAGUUUGUUCUAAGGAGUAACGAAAUUUACGUUUUCUCUCGUUAGUCACGUAUUCACCUUCAGAACAUCUUGACAUUCGGACCUGUUGUCCGAAAUACUCUGCAUAACCAGGGACUUUCCACACAUAUUAAAUGUCACAACUUUACAAAAAGCUAUUGUAUCAUGGAUAUAAAAUAUUUAUUUUAUGACCGGCAAUAUGGAAAAAGUCUGCAGACAUAAUACUGUUACCCCGUGUGGUUGUGCAAACGUGAUUCAGAAGGACUUUAGCUUUAUCGCCAUUAAUGGAAUUAGCCAUAGGUAGACAUAGGUACCUGCUACUGACGGCUGGGCUCAUGGCUUGCAAUUCCUGCUUAUAGAACCACUUUGCUGAGUAAUCAAGACUAGUGCUGUUUGCUGCUUAGUGAAAGAAAGCUUACUCUUUUAUUUUUUUAAACUGGCCAUAUCCCACUAAGGCCAGGUGACCUGAAAAGAAAACUGAAAGCUUCUCUUUUUAAAUUAGUAAUGUAUACAGGAGAAGGGGUUACUAGCCCCUAGCUCCCGGCACCCUAGUCGCCUCUUACAAGCAUGGCUUACAGAGGAAGAAUUCUGUUCCACUUCCCCACAGAGAAAAAAGCUUACUGUGAUUAUUUGUAAAGUAAAAGGACACAAGUGCAACUAAUGUGACAUUUCAUUGUGGCAACGUUUUGCGAAACGUUGCCACAAUGAAAUGUCACAUUAGUUGCACUUGUGUCCUUUUACUUUACAAAUUGUUGGUAAUUCUACCAACAUUAUUACAUUGUGAUCAUUUAUUUGGUAGGAUUCAUCCUGUUAGUCUCGGGAUUUGGUUGUGAUUCAUUUGUAAUCCAAAACAAAUUAUGUUUUUCUAAAUGAAAUUAUUUAAUAUCUUCAGAAGUGCAGUAACUUACUCAGGAAUAGAAUGUCAUCAGCCCAGCUGUUCGCUAGUAAUAUUUUAGCUGUACAUUCGUAGAUAAUGUGUACGAUAAACGUACUGUAGUUUUAAAAUUACUCCGGUUAACCUCAUUUCAAGGAGGAGCUGACUGGUGCACUGUGCUUGGGAGUUCACUACCAGUGAGUAGCGCCUGCGAACCCCAUCCCCCACUCGACACUCCUCGAUGCCAGCUUUAUUAUACAGGAGGUUCUCGACUGACGAUGGGGUUGUUCCGAAGAACCCAUUGUAAGUUGCAAAUGUCAUAAGUCGAAUAUGAAUAUAUUAUAAAUAAAGGCAAAUAACUAGUCACUAAAUAAAUAAAUAAUUACUGUAACUAAAAUACCAGUAUUGAAAAGUAAAUAAAUAAAUACAAGUUUAUCAUAUCAAUAUAUGUAUAGUCCUGUACAAAAGUUUGAUGACUACUAAAUGUACAACGCUAUCUCACCAUCGUAAAGUCAAAAUAUCGUAAGUCGUGCCAUCGUAAAGUGAAGAGCCCCUGUACAGUAAUUUGUUCAGUCACAGGAAUUGCAGCCAUCCUCGGGUAUGGAACAAAAUAUUUUAUAAAUCAGGAGGGAUAUUGGGAUAGGGCUCUAAAGGCUCCUAGAACAGGAUGUUUAUGCGCGCUCUCUUGCAGACACGUGAGCUGGUAGUGCAAGGUUGCCUAACUCUGCAACUGGAAUCUUGAUCCCAACCAAUGAUCACCCCAGUUUUAUACUGUCUUUUUUUUUUCCUAGAUGAGAUUAGAAAUUGAUGACUAUUGUAUUCCUACUUUUAUAAGCCAUAUAGUCAAUCUGGAAGGUCUGAGUACUUUUAUAUACUUAGUCGUUACCUCUGCAUUAGCCAAAGGCGGUUAAAUCCUAAGGCAGUUCGGUAAACUCUCAAUUUAACAAAUUUUGCAAAUACUGGACAAAAUCUGCCGGGUCAGUUGAUUUGGAACCACCAAACCUUGUUCAUAGGUCUAGAAUUGUUUAUUAUUGUUAUAAUCUCAACAAAACAGUCUCGUCACUAUCCGCCACAGUCACCAUUACUAGCUACCCGCACCAAUCUAUUAGUCUGUUAAAUUGAUAGUUUACUGUACAUUCGUUAUUCUCGAUAUCGUCCCAGGGUACGGGGACAACUUUGUGAUUACAGUCUCUGAUUUUGUAUAUAAGGGCUUUGUAAUUUUAAGUGAUUUGCCUUAGUAUAAUUUUGCAUUCGUGGGAGUGAGCCCAGUGAGAGUAAGAUACCUGAGAGUGUGUGAGUGUCGAGUUCUCUGCGUGAUGCCAUGUGUACCACUGAAAUAUCUUUUAUGCACUAUUUGUAUAUCAUGCCCAUAUUAUUUGGUAUUAAAUGAGCAUUUGAUGCCUUGUGGAAUGGAGAAAUAACACACAUUUUGUGCACUUUAUUUGUACAUCGUGCUUGUAUUAUUUGGUAUUAAACGAGGAUUUUUUAUAUGGCCUAGUAAAUGCCAUUUUUAGGGAGAAAUCAAUUGUCUUAAUGAUGUACUUGUGAGUUUGUACUGUUGUAAAUGACUUGAGAGAGUCAGGUAGUGCAGAAGUGCUCUUUAUUUGUUAUUUUUACCAAGAAGUGGAAGAACGGGAUUUUUUAAGUCGACCUUUGUGUACGUUUAGUCUCGUCAGUAUUUUAUUAUGGCCAACUUUUCUAUUUUCUCAGAUGUGUCUGUGUCUGACUUGAAUGUUGACACCACGUUAAGGUUAAGUACUAACUGCUUUGCAUUGUGAGGGGCUGAGAAGUGAAGGUAACUCCUUAAUCCAUAUCUCAAAUACCCUUAAUCAAAAUUGUACCAAUCGAAGAGUACCAUGGGAUUUGUAAAUUAGGUUUGUGUUAAGUCCCACCCGAUGCACCUGAGGUUUAUGCAAGUACAGGAAGUCCUCAAUUUAUGGACACACUGGGGACCUUCUGUAUUGUGUAUAAUAAUGAUACUAUACAUACUAAUGAUAUAUAUAAUAUUACAGAGAUUCUUAACAUGUUUGUAAGACAAGGGCUUAAUGUAUUGGGAAGGGAUGAGCGCUCUGUGAUUUUGUUCAAAUAGGUAAAUGUUGACAUUUCAAUGCUAUAACAAAAGCAGCAGGUACAGGACGGCCUUACACGUACAACACCUCUUUUCGUUGUUCCACAUUUUGUAGGCUUUCAGUUGAACUCUUGUUUAGCCAGUGACAAUUACCAGUGGACGGAACGUAAUGAACAACGGCUUAAUUCGAAGCCAGAGAAAACACUGAACACCGACAACAAGUUGCUGUACAUGCUGGGGUCUCCUGUGUAUGGGGAAUCCAUGUGGUGGAAAAUGCAGCUGUUAGAGUCCAAAGGAUUACUGAUUAACCCUUAAACGGUCCAAACAUAUAUAUACGUUUUUUCAACAUUUGAAAGUAUGUAAAAAAAAAUUUACAUCGUCUUUUUUUAUAUUUGAAAACGUGUAAAAGAAACUUUUAUCUACUUUUUAUUUUUUUAUAUAUUUGAAAAUAUGUAAAAAAAAAAGUAGAUCUACUUUUGGAGCAGUACGGAUAUGAAUGUAGAUCUACAGUGGACCCCCGGUUAACGAACUUUUUUCACUCCAGAAGUAUGUUCAGGUGCCAGUACUGACCGAAUUUGUUCCCAUAAGGAAUAUUGUGAAGUAGAUUAGUCCAUUUCAGACCCCCAAACAUACACGUACAAACACACUUACAUAAAUACACUUACAUAAUUGGUCGCAUUGGGAGCUGAUCGUAAACCGGGGGUCCACUGUAUUUGGACCGUUUAAGGCUUAAGGGAGUUUUAAGGUGAACCAGAUAUCCUGUGGUGGCGAGACAUCACUUACUCGGAACAAACUGGGACUCUUUUGCCGUACGUAGAGCUUUAGUCCUAGCUUGAUAAAACUCUACUUAACUUUCAUCAUAAUUUGAUAAAGCUUCAGUCGUCAUGUGAUAAAGCUUUACUCAGCUUAAAUCAUUGAUAAAGCCUUACACAUAUAAAAAUAUUGCUCCACUAAAAGCUCGUAUAAUAACUUUUGUCUUCAAACCAACAACUUGUCAACAAUAUUGAAAACAAGAGGAAUACAAUAUGAAAUGAGAAACAUGCAUAUUUUGCAUUAUCACGUUUCUUUAUGUUUUUCCAAACAUUAUUAAGAUAUUUGUGUGCUAGCACUGGUCAAGCUCGGCCCAUGGCCAGGCUCUUGGAGUAGACAGAUUCUCAAAACUCACUAAAGGCGUGUUUUGGUUGAGCAAUAAAAGUUAUGUACAUUUUAUAAUUGGACAGAAUAUAACUAGAAGUUUGUAAGCUCAGGAUUUAAUGUAAUUUUGGCAGUAACUCUUGAAUUACUUUAAGUGUGAAUGGUACCCAAAGUGUUGGAUUUUCUUUUUGUGUUUACUGUAAGCCCGGGUGUAUUGUCGGUGGGAUUAUUUUUUGUAAUUGCAUCAAAACUUACAAUCUAGUCACCUCUAAUAUGUUUGGCUGUUGAUUUUGUGUUUCAAAUGCAUUUCUUCAACACUGGAACAUCCAGGGAACAUGCCAGUACCAUUUCCAGUAAGUUUCUGCAACACUGGAGCAUCCUGUGGCUACUCCAUUUGCAAUUCCAAUGCAUUUCUGCAACACUGGAACAUCCAUUGGAUACUCCACUUGCAAUGCUAGUUUAUUUCUGCAACACAAGCAUUAAUUUUGGAGAAACGAGUUACCUUGACCUGGUGCAACCUCAAACUUCUCGACCACCGUCAUGGACGACCUUGUAAAUUUUCUACCAUGUGAGAAAUAAACCAAAGAAUUAUCCAACAAUCCUCUUAUCCAGACUGACAUCUUGUCACAUAUUCAAUGAAGUCACACACUCAUA